This is a messenger RNA of Heterobasidion irregulare TC 32-1, 234 nucleotides long. RefSeq lists its product as uncharacterized. The coding region runs from base 1 to 234 and encodes 77 amino acids. The transcript has 2 exons. The record is from RefSeq and is a predicted model, not a curated record. NCBI's taxonomy places the organism in Eukaryota, Fungi, Basidiomycota, Agaricomycetes, Russulales, Bondarzewiaceae.
AUGGAUGGCCGAAUCGUUCGUCGCGCUCCUAUCAUUGACUCAUUCAUGUUGCCAAUUCACGAGGAGAGUUUUCGGCCUCGAGCUUGUACAAAGCUCUUAGAACGACGAAUCGUCAAUAUCUGGAAGCGCGUCACCCGUGCCAUGCGUGCACCUGAGCGGACAUCUAUGUUACCUGAAGACUUUGUUCUCAUGAACGCUCGCCGUCGGAGCCUCUAUAUCAAGAAUGUGCAAUAG